CCGUCCUGUUUCCACAACAAUGAUCUUCACAGCAGAGCAGGUGGCUUGUGUGUGCGAGGUCCUACUACAAAGUGGUUCCAUGGAUCGUCUUGCCAGCUUCCUCUACACUCUUCCUCCUCCAUCCCUCUCCUCCUCCUCUCCCUGCCCUCGGGAACUGGAGAGUGUGUUAAAGGCCAAAGCCGCAGUAGCCUUUCACCAGGGGCGCUUCUCUGACCUCUACACCCUGCUGGAAGGCUUCCCCUUCUCCCCACGCAGCCACCCACUCUUGCAGCAGCUCUGGCUCCAAGCCCAUUAUGCUGAGGCCGAAAGGCUGAGGGGCCGUCCCUUGGGAGCUGUGGGGAAGUAUCGUGUAAGAAGAAGGUUUCCUCUACCACACACCAUCUGGGACGGAGAGGAGACCAGCUAUUGCUUCAAAGAAAAAUCCCGGAGAAUACUACGGCGGUGGUAUCACCAGAAACCUUAUCCCUCCACACGGGAGAAACGAGAGCUCGCAGCCGCCACCGGCCUGUCAACCACGCAGGUCAGCAACUGGUUCAAGAACCGCAGGCAGAGGGACCGAAGCACAUACGUUACCGGUUUCCAAACAGCUGGCUCUGGAUGUCCCUUCUCUGACAACAACCUUUCACUUGCAGGCAGCCCACGUCCCCAGUGCAACUGCCCUCCACAUCUCUCUCACCCACCACCUCCUCUACAUCACAUUCAUGGAGGCCUCAACUGAGUCUGCUCUUUGAAUGUUCAAUUUGUGAUUUCUAUUACUUUAGCCUUUUCUUUUUGAUUAGUAUAUUUCAGAUAUGUAGUCUUGCUUCUUUUUGGCAGCUGAGUUGACGUUCUGAUUCCAUUAAAAUAAACACAAGUGAG
Monopterus albus (swamp eel) is the source of this 858-nucleotide messenger RNA. RefSeq names its product SIX homeobox 9 (gene six9). Bases 20 to 718 code for a protein of 232 amino acids. Gene Ontology annotation, biological process: regulation of transcription by RNA polymerase II; skeletal muscle fiber development; regulation of skeletal muscle cell proliferation. The transcript is spliced from 3 exons. Gene Ontology annotation, cellular component: transcription regulator complex; nucleus. The record is from RefSeq and is a predicted model, not a curated record. NCBI's taxonomy places the organism in Eukaryota, Metazoa, Chordata, Actinopteri, Synbranchiformes, Synbranchidae. Gene Ontology annotation, molecular function: DNA-binding transcription factor activity, RNA polymerase II-specific; RNA polymerase II cis-regulatory region sequence-specific DNA binding.